AUGGCCCGAGACAGCAAUGAAAAGCGCACUCGGCUCCGCCAACAAUGCCGCGAGGCAUUGGCGAACCAUAUCUAUGAUCUGCUUGCGGUGAGGGACCAUCCCCGGGCAGUAAGACUGAAGCCAGGCCCAAGGGAUGGUCUGGCCAAUGGGUCGGUGGGCCUGUACGAUGCAACAUGCAGAGAUAUCGGUCGGUCGAUCGAGGCCGUCCGUCCUGUUGCAGUGGCAGACGUGGCACGGGGCUCUGAGCGUCCGUCAAUGUCGGAUAAUGAUGAGUCGCUCACUGCGAGGAUCGAGCGUUUAGUACGAGAAAACAACCAACAGCGAGAGGAGCUCGAUCGCCUCCAACAUAAGGUCACGGAGGUCACCGACAUAUCCGAAGGCUGGAAAAUGAGAUGCACGCAACUAGAAAAGGAUCUUCUUAGGGAGCAAAGCAUAGUAUGCAGCUUGGAAGAAGCAUUAAGCGAUCUUCAACGCCAUGUACAUGAAGCUGUCCAAUCAUCGAGACAGCGUCGAUUUCGCCAAGUUAACUGUGAAGACACUGCUUUGGCUCCCACGGAGGUUGAUCGGAACUGA
Messenger RNA from Aspergillus welwitschiae, 573 nucleotides. RefSeq lists its product as uncharacterized. The record is from RefSeq and is a predicted model, not a curated record. Lineage: Eukaryota; Fungi; Ascomycota; Eurotiomycetes; Eurotiales; Aspergillaceae. The transcript is spliced from 4 exons. The coding region runs from base 1 to 573 and encodes 190 amino acids.